Messenger RNA from Fusarium venenatum, 1446 nucleotides. RefSeq lists its product as uncharacterized. Gene Ontology annotation, molecular function: acyltransferase activity, transferring groups other than amino-acyl groups. The record is from RefSeq and is a predicted model, not a curated record. NCBI's taxonomy places the organism in Eukaryota, Fungi, Ascomycota, Sordariomycetes, Hypocreales, Nectriaceae.
AUGUCGUUCUUUAGUAGCCCUGUCGCACCUGCUCGCAUAGCGUCUGAUCAGGUCAUCCCCUUACACGUCUGGGAUGAGAGUCCUUUGUACCGAAGGAUUGCAUUGUACAAUCUUAAAGUAUUCGACGAUGUCCUUGAUCCGGAAAAGUUGCGUGGUAGCCUUGAGACGUUAGUUUCGCAAAGGACUUGGCGGAAAUUGGGAGGGCGAUUGAGGAAAAAGGACGAUGGUUAUCUCGAAUACCAUAUCCCAGCACAAUUCACCAAACAACGACCAGCUAUCGGGUUCACUUCCGUUAACCUCACCGACAUCACGAAAGACGACCAUCCCAUCGCUUCGAGACUACCCAAACCAUCAACUCGCCCAGCAAUCGUCGGCGAUCCCGAAGAAACAGUAGACCUCGCCUGCGGCCCAGGAUGCCCCACCUCCAUCGACGAUUAUCUCUACACAGACCAGCCAAUUCUCGGUCUUCACAUUGUCUCGUUCAAAGAUGCAACACUUGUUACACUGCACUGGCUACAUAUCGCAUGCGAUGCUCUCGGAAUGAAGGGUUUGAUCGAGGGAUGGGUUAGCGCGAUGAACGGAUUAGAAAUUCCCGAACAACAAGGUUUCGACUACGAUCCUUUGGCAGAAUUCGGCAAACAUCCCAAAGAAGCUCAUAAACUUGUGGAUCAACGUAUGACAGUAGCCUCGAUGCUUACAUAUGUGGCCUGGAACGGAUAUAGCCUCGCGUUUGCAAAGAAAGAGACACGCAUGGUCUGUAUACCAGGCUGGUUCCUCAAAAAGCUUCGUACUACCGCAAUGAAAGAACUCACCGCUGCUGGUGUCAAGGACCCUUUCGUUACAGAGAACGAUGUACUCGUUGCUUGGUGGUCACGGAUCGCUAUCUCCCACCUUCCUUCUGAUUCCGACAGACCUGUGACGAUUCAAGUUGGCAUGUCUCUCCGAAAAUCACUCGAAAAGGAUCUUCUCGUGCCAGAUAAACCAUUUGUCUCGAACUGUUUCGGUUUUGCAAACUUGUUACUUUCGGCGAAAGAGCUUAAGCAACAGCCAGUGGGAGAAACAGCGCUUCAAAUGCGCAAGGCAGUAAACGAACAAAGAACACGAGAGCAAGUGGAAGCCUAUCAGGCUAUGGUUCUGGACUCUGUGGCACCGUUGCCUGUAUUCUUUGGAGAUGGAAACACGUAUCAGAUUUCCUACUCGAAUUGGACCAAGGCUGGUUUGUUUUCAGCUGACUUCUCAGCGGCGUGUGCAAAGCCUCGAGAUACGCCGUUGUAUCCUUCAUACAUCGGGCAUUGUCAAGUACCGUUCAAGUUCCCUGAAGGGUUCAUCAUUGUCGGUAAGGACAUAAACGAGAAUACCUGGUUCUGCGCGUAUCGGGUCGCUGGUUUAUGGGAGAAAGUUGAAAAGGAGUUGGAGGGCUUGAAGGAUAUGGAUGAGGUUAUAUGA